CAGUAGUAAAAUAUUUGUAAACAACGACGUGGUAUAAUUAAUUAAUUAAAAAAUUUACAGUAAAACUAUGCUUAAAUUAGUGGUAUUAGUAAUACUCGCGGCUAUUAUGGGUUGCCAAGCUGAAUUCACGGCUGCCGAUUGCCGCGAGCUGGGAUUUAUAAAAAGCCAACUUAUGUGUUCCACCUGUGAUAAACUGGAUGAUUUUGGGCUUGAGACUAUAAAGCCGCAGUGUAAGCAGUGCUGCACACAAGACGUACAGCCGGCAGCCAAGAGAACCUAUGCCAAGGCUAUCUUGGAGGUGUGCACAUGCAAAUUCCGUGCCUAUCCACAGAUACAGGCAUUCAUACAGAGUGGACGCCCCGCCAAGUUUCCCAAUCUGCAGAUUAAGUAUGUAAGAGGACUGGAUCCCAUGGUGAAGCUUCUGGAUGCCAGCGGCAAUACGCAAGAGACUCUAUCCAUAGCCAAGUGGAACACAGAUACUGUAGAGGAGUUCUUUGAGACGCAUCUGGCACAUGAAGGUGCCACAGGCAAGAGCUCCUACAGCGUGGUAGAAGAUGCUCAAGCGGAGGAAGAUGCCGACUAUUUGCGUACUAAUAGAAUUUAAGCUUCCAAAUGUUCCAAUAAAGCUAGCCUAACUUCUAGGUGUCGAUAUAAAUAA
Messenger RNA from Drosophila busckii, 658 nucleotides. RefSeq names its product selenoprotein F. Gene Ontology annotation, molecular function: oxidoreductase activity. NCBI's taxonomy places the organism in Eukaryota, Metazoa, Arthropoda, Insecta, Diptera, Drosophilidae. The record is from RefSeq and is a predicted model, not a curated record. Bases 68 to 604 code for a protein of 178 amino acids. Gene Ontology annotation, cellular component: endoplasmic reticulum lumen. The transcript has 3 exons.